Trichobilharzia regenti is the source of this 1188-nucleotide messenger RNA. The record is from the annotation of a GenBank genome assembly. NCBI's taxonomy places the organism in Eukaryota, Metazoa, Platyhelminthes, Trematoda, Strigeidida, Schistosomatidae.
AUGACUGUUGCUCUUCCAGCCGAAAGUGCCAGAGAGAAGGCACUCAGUUACUACCGUCGCAAACUUGUUGAACACAGAGGAAUAGAUGCCAGACUCAAAGAUGCUCGGGAAAAGUCAAAAGCUGUUUCGAAGGAGUAUGACAAGGCGGAGAAUGACUUAAAAGCUUUACAAAGCGUUGGACAGAUAGUAGGUGAUGUUCUGAAACAGUUGACGGAUGAUCACUUUAUUGUUAAAGCCAGCAAUGGACCGCGAUAUGUUGUUGGUUGCCGACGCAGUUUACAGAGCAGCAAGUUGAAACCUGGUACAAGAGUGGCAUUGGAUAUGACAACAUUGACAAUUAUGCGUCAACUACCUCGUGAAGUGGACCCACUUGUUCAUAACAUGUCUGCAGAAGAUCCUGGUUCUGUGUCAUACGCCUCCGUUGGAGGAUUGGCUGAUCAAAUUAGAGAACUCAGAGAAGUCAUUGAGCUUCCUCUUAUGAAUCCAGAACUGUUUCAACGAGUUGGUAUUACCCCUCCUAAAGGUUGUCUCCUAUAUGGUCCUCCAGGCACGGGUAAAACCCUUUUAGCACGCGCUGUAGCCUCACAACUUGAUGUUAAUUUUUUGAAGGUUGUAUCCAGUGGUAUUGUAGAUAAGUAUAUUGGUGAAUCAGCUCGUCUUAUCCGAGAAAUGUUCAACUACGCACGUGAUCAUCAACCUUGUAUUAUUUUUAUGGACGAGAUUGAUGCUAUUGGUGGUCGCCGUUUUACAGAAGGUACAAGUGCUGAUCGUGAAAUUCAGCGUACUCUAAUGGAGUUACUCAAUCAAAUGGACGGUUUUGAUGCCCUUGGUCAGGUUAAAAUGAUCAUGGCAACUAAUAGGCCCGAUACACUUGAUCCUGCUCUACUUCGUCCGGGACGUUUGGAUCGUAAAAUUGAAAUUCCUCUACCGAACGAACAAGCUCGAAUGGAUGUGCUCAAAAUACACGCUGCUCCAAUAGCCAAACAUGGUGAAAUAGAUUGGGAAGCAGUCGUUAAACUUUCCGAUGGAUUUAAUGGUGCUGAUCUGCGUAAUGUUUGUACUGAGGCCGGUAUGUUCGCAAUACGCGCAGAACGUGAUUAUACAGUUGAAGAAGACUUCAUGAAGGCUGUACGCAAGAUAGCUGAUGCUAAGAAGUUGGAAACAAAGUUGGACUAUAAACCAGUUUAA